Stegastes partitus (bicolor damselfish) is the source of this 16442-nucleotide messenger RNA. RefSeq names its product golgin subfamily B member 1-like. The transcript is spliced from 30 exons. NCBI's taxonomy places the organism in Eukaryota, Metazoa, Chordata, Actinopteri, Pomacentridae. Bases 88 to 14916 code for a protein of 4942 amino acids. The record is from RefSeq and is a predicted model, not a curated record. Gene Ontology annotation, cellular component: Golgi apparatus.
UAAAAUGUAAUUUCACUGGGUUUUGUCGACGCAGCGCUGCUUCGGGUGGACUCUUCAUGAAGUUGUGAACCCGGUUCAAACGAAACCAUGCUGAAAUGGUUUUCUGGCGAAGAGGGAGAGCCGGGCCCUGGAGGCCCGGGCUCUCCCCACAGGGCUGCUGCUGCUGCUGCUGCUGCUGCUGGUGCUGGUGGAGAGGUUGCAGUAGAAGAAAUGGCAGAGAGGCUGGCCCAAACCGAGCAGCUCGUCUCUCAGCUGAAGGAGAUGAUCCGAGAAAAGGAAGCUGCACUUCGCUCCAAAGAUGACCAGCUCAAGGUGGAGAAGGAGGCAUGUGAGGCCAAACUGUCAAAGCUGCGUCUGCAGAAUAAAGCCAAGGUGACCUCCCUCACAUCACAGCUGGAAGAGCUGAAGAAACAGCAGGGAGGUCCCGGCACGCCAACACACAGCAAGAAGGGUUCAUCAGAAGGAGGAGAUCAAGCCAGUCGGGGCAAGAUUGUCUUGCUAAAGAAGAAGGUCGAAGAACUGGAACAGCAGCUUGCACAAAGAGAUGAGGAACUGGAAAACAAGAGGAGGGAGCUGGAGUCACAGAGGCAGCGAGGCGAGGAAAUCGACGCUAUGCUGACAGAGAAGGACAGAAAGCUGGCAGAGAAAGAGGCCUACAUUGUCCACCUGCAAACAGCACUGGCAGGCGAUCAACCCAUCACACCUGCACCACAGCAAAAGGUGGUGGAGGACACUGGAGCGAUGCAGGAGCUGCAGCUGCUGGUUCAAAGCCUGACCAAGAAAGUGGGAGAAGCAGAGGAACGCUACAGUUUGCUGCAGGAGCAGACAGACAGCCUCAAAGACCUGCUGUCCACAGAGAAGGAACAGUACAACCAGAAGGAGAACAUGUACAAGCAGAACAUCCAGACAUUCAAAGACAUCAUCAUUCAGAAAGAUAACCAGCUGAUGGAGAUCAACCAGAUGCAUGAACAGGAGCUCUUCAAGCUGGCAGCAAAGUCAGAUGCCAGUGCAGACCUGGAGCAGCUUCUGAAGGCUCUAAAACAGAAGCUUCAUGAGAAGGAGGAGGUGCUGCUGGGUAAGACCCAGGUCAUCGAUGUUCUCCAGGGAGAGGUGGAUGGCAGGGACCAGCAGAUAAAGGAGCUCACAGAGCGUCUGCGACGGCUACAGGUAGAAAGAGAGAGCCUUGAAUCCAAGAUGGAGGCAGAGAAGCACGUGAUGCGAGCACAACUUCGCGACCUGAUGGAGAAGCAACAGGCGGAGGUGAAGCGAAUCACUGAGCAGCAUCAAGCACAGAUGGACCAAACCCAGCAGGAUCUCCUGAGGCAGCUGGAGGAGAUGAGGAAAGCCUCGGUGGCAGCACCGCCUGCCAGUCAGGAGGCCGCAGGAAGUGGAAACGUGCCCACUGAUUCAGCCUCCAUCCAGAGGAUAGCAGAGCUGGAAGCUCAAGCAAAGCAAAAAACAGACGAAGCCAGCAGAUCCGAGGCCAAGUUUUUAAAAAUGAAAGCCUGGUCUAAAUCUCGAAUCAGACAGCUGGAGGAAGAGUUAAAGAAAAGCCAGGCUGGAGUUGCCCCACCAGACCUGACUGCCCUGCGGAGUCGUAUCACAGCACUGGAGGAGGAGAGGGAGGAAAACCUCUGGAAGGUGGAGCAAUAUGAGGAGCUUAAAGCAAAGAAUGAAAUGCUGGAGGCUAAGCUGGUGGUGUACGAGGAGCAACAGAGGACGCUGCAGGCCGACCUGGAGCAGUUCACCAAGAGGGCUGCUUCUCAGGCCAGUGAGUCGGGCAGUGCCGAUGACACUCAGAGCCAGGUGCUGGAGUGGCAGGAGAUGGUGGCCGAGGCAGUCAGUGCCAGGGACCGGGCCAGGGAGGAGAAGGCCGCCAUGGUGCUCCGCAUCAGCCACAUGGAGGAGGAAAGAGAGGGACUGAUUGAGGAUGACUGGUUCUUUCCUGGCUGCUCCGAUCCAGCACUGGCCACUCGGCAGCAGGAGUUGGAGGAGGAGUUGGCUCAAUCUCGGGGGCUCGGCCAUCACAGGGUCAAGAAGCUGGCAGCUCCGGCCCAGCGGAGCCUGCAGGAGGACUUUGAGUUUGACAGCCAGGCCUCGUUCCAGGACCCUCGGAGCACCUCGGAGAGCACGACCCCGAUGGAGGGCGAGAACAUGGGAGAUGGUUUGCGGUCUGUUGUGGAGGAGCUGGAGCUGGAAAGGAACCAGCUGCAGGAGCAGAUACUGAGCCUGGAGGAGCGCUGCCAAGACCUGGAGGACCGACUGCAGCUGCAAGCACGCAUAGAGUCAUUACAGGUGACGUUUGAUGUAGAUGAAGAUGAGCUGCCAUGUUGGGUCUCUCAGAACGAGUCAGAGAAACUGCAGAGCCAACUGGCCAGUGUGAGAACCCAACAGAGCAGAGAGGCAGAAAAGCAUCAGCUGCUGGUUAGCAGUUUGAACGAACAGCUCAAAGGGCUGAGUGACACUCAGGAGUGUCUGGAAAGCUCCCUCAUUGAGAAGGAGAAUACGUUGGCCAAGACAUCAGAGAAACUCGAGCUCAUCAGCAGCCUUCGAGAAUCACUGAGUGAAAAAGAGACUCAGUACAAAGAGCUGUCUGAGAAGCUCCUUCAGACUGAGCACAACCUCGACAGCACUUCCAAGAAGUGCAGCAGCUCGGAGAAACAGUGUUCUGAGUUUAGGGCAGAAGUGGCCGACCUCACGCAGAAGCUGAGUGUGCUGAAGGAGAAGACACAAAAACAAGAAGCAACAAUCGAAACGUUGCAAGCCGAGCUGGAUCAGACAAACGAGGAGCUGGACAAACUAAACGGCGCCCACUUGGAAGAGCGAGCUCAGCUCAUUCACGACCUUCAGAGCUGUGAGCGGGAAAUUGAUAGUCUUAAAGAUGUUCUGUCGGAAAAGGACAAGGAGAUCUCAAUCCUCACUGGGAACAUGGCUGAGUAUGCAGAACAGGUCACCGUGCUAAAGCAGGAGAUCAAAGUCAAAGAAGAGAGCCUGGUCCAGGUAGAAAACGCUCUGAGUAAGGCAGAGCGGGAGGCCAUGAUUAUCAGAGACUCACAGAAUUCAGACCAGCAAGCCCUGAACAGUAAGAUGACAGAGCUGGUCGGGAAGCUCAAGGACACUGAGAUGGAGUUAGUGAAGGCCAAAGAGGAAAGAGAGUCUAACGGGACUGAGGUGGAACAUCUGAUAAAACAGACUGAGGAGGAUAAGAAAACUAUUCAGGAGCUUCGAGGGGAGAUCCAGAAACAGACUGUGAGCCAUCGCAAUCAUCUCUCUGAAUGUGAAACACACAUCACUUCACUGAAGGAACAGCUGACGUUAUCUGCACAAAAGCUACAGGAGUCGGAGGGACUGGCUUCGCAGCUCAAGGACAGAAAUACCAGCAACGAAAAACUACAGCAAGAGUUAAAUGAUAAAGAACAGAUGUAUGAAAAAGAGCUGAAAUCCUCCAAGGAGGAACAAAACAAGCUUUUAGCACAGGUGGAGAAAUAUAAUAGUGAUGUUCAGACACUGUCCAAACAAUUAGAGGAGCAAGUGCAGAGUGAGGAGCACGUCAAAAAGGCCAUGCAGGAGAAACUGGAAACCAUAGCUUCACUGGAAAAUACGCUGAAGGACGAGAGGCAGAAAUUCAACACAGAGCUGCAAGACCGGGAUGCAGAAAACAAGAAAUUGAGCAACGAAAUGCAAAACAAGUCUGAAAACAUCUCCAAACUCAAGAACCUCUUAAAAAACACGAAGGCUGAAAAACAGCAGCUGCAGGGAAAGCUUGAAGGGCUGAACAAGGAGUCUGACCUGCAGAAGCAGAAUGUAACUGAGCUUAAUGAAAAAGUUACAUCUGCUCUUGAACUUAACGGCAGCCUGGAGAAUCAAGUGCAUUGCCUUACAAAAGAGAAAGAGAGGCUAGAAGUGGAGAUAACCGAGCGCGUGAAAAACAUUUCAGAGGUUACAGCCGAGAUGGAGUCGCUGCGAGAAAAAAUAUCUACGAUGGAGACGCAGCAUUCAGAAAAUAACAAAAUCAUUCAAGGGCUACAAAAAGAUAAAGAUGAGCUGACUGCUCGAACUGUUGAGCUAAAUCGAGUUCUCGAGCAAAGCACACACUCAAACUCAGAGAUCUUGCUGGCAAAAACUAAUGAAUGUAGUGAUCUUAAUCAGCUACUCAGGGAGAGGGAGGAGAAGGUGACGCAACUGCAGGAACAAGUGCAGGGUUUGACUUCUAAGGUGGAGCAGAUGCAGCAUGACGUGGCAGAAAAAGAACAGACAGCCGCUGAUCUUCAGGCACAAAAAGAGGCCCAACAAAAUCAGCAGACACAGCUUCAGGAGACACUGGAUCUGCUUCGGGAACAAGAACGCAGUCUGAAGUCUGGGCUGAUGGAAAAUGAUGCAAAGCUUAAACAGACACAGGAGGAAAUGACAAAGCUACAAGCUGAGGCUGAAUCGCUCAACGAGGAACGCUCACAACUCAGGCAGCAGCUUGUUGAGAGAGAACAAAUGCUGAUAAAUACAACAGAGCAGUGUCAGAAGCACAAAGAUGAGCUGAAUGAUACCAACAAGACUGUUAGCAUCAUGGAAGAAAACGCCAGAAAGCUUGAGAGUGAAGCCGAGCGGCGGCAAACGGAGCUGGCUAGCUUAAACAGCCACGUCCAGGCUCUCGCUGAGGAAAACCGCCAACUUCAUGCUGCCUGUGAGCCCAGAGAGAAGGAGCUUUCUCAGCAAACACAGGCUGUAUCUGACCUCCAAGGGCAGCUUAAAGCAAUUCAUGAACAGAACUCCAGUUUUAGCACGAAGAUUAGCAGCCUGACGGAGGAUAAUCAAAGACUACAGGAGGAGCUAGCAACGAACAUUAAGUCUGUUUCUGAACUAACUGCUGAGAGAAAUUUGCUGCAGGAUAAAAAUUCUGGUCUUGAAAUUCAAAUCUCAGACAGUCGGAAAAUAAUCGACGGCCUGCUGACGGAAAAAGAAGAGCUAACUGUUGCAGCAGACGAGUUAAAUAAGUCGAGCUCUGCAGGUCUGCUCGAGAAAACAAGUGAAUGUAGUAAUUUGUUGAAAGCGCUAAAAGAAAGAGAGGAACAUCUUCAGAGUUUACAAGAGCAUGUUAAUGGCCUAAAUGUGCAAGUUAGUCAGCUGAGCACAUCCUUGAGUAUCAAAGAGCAAACAGUGUCAGAGCAGAGUUCACAGCUGUUGCAGCUUCAGGACACUAUAUCGAUGCUUCAGGAGCAGGGAGCUGUUCUGAAAUCAGGCCUAAUGGAGAAAGACACCAUGUUUCAGCAGAAAGCAGAGGAGUGUAGUGUUUAUCAGAAUGAAGUCACGCUACAGAAAGAGCUCAUAUCACAGGCGCAGGCUGAGGUGGAGUCACUUCGGCAGGAGUGCUCAGAGGCAAAACGGCAGAUCGAGCAAAAAGAACAGGCAUUAAAAGAAGUAACAAACGAGUUUCAGAGCCACAAAGAUGAGCUGAAUAAACGAAAUGAGUCGGUGAUUUCACUCAGCAGCCAGCUCGGGGCCAUGAAUGAGAACGCUGCAGAGAUGGAGGCUGAAAUUGCCAACCUAAAAGGGUCUGUGCAGAAACUCACUGCAGAAAAUCAGCAGUUGGUGCAGGAGGAGGGCCAGAGAACGGCAGAGAUCGUCGAUUUUAAAGACAGCAUUCAGGCGCUGAAUGAGCAGAACACAAGGCUGAAAUCUGAGCUGCAGAAAAGGAUAGCAGAGCUGUCUAAAGCACACGAGCAAGUGAGUGACAGAGAGAACGAACUCAAAAUGGCACUUUCAGAGAAGGAGACUCUUAACACAGGCAUGCAAGGGAAAGAAAAUACCCUGAAACAACAGGAGAGUUUGAUCCAGCAGCUCAACAGUGCGAUUGCAGAUCAGGCGGAGCAGCUGAAGCAGAAAGCAGACGACAAUGUGAGUUUGCAAACACGAGUUUUAGAGCUUGAAGAUUCUUUGUGUAAACUCAGAGGUCAGGUCGAGAGUCUUUCUUCAGAGUCAUCCACGCUGAAAAAUACUUUGGAGAAAAGCGAGCAGUCGAGUCUUGAAUAUCAAAGUCAUUCAUCCGCGGCUGUUGAAAAGUUGAAUUCUCAUCUACAAGCCAAAGAGGCAGAAUGUGAGAGCAUGAAAGAACAGAUUUCACACCUUGAAGAAUCUGUCGCAAAGCUCGACAGCAGCCUCCAAGUGCAGAUUUCUGAAGUGGAAAAUCUCAAAAAGACCUUGGAAGAAAAAGAAGCAGCACUUUUGGAGCAGUCAAAGUCUCUUCAGGAUGUUCAGAGAAGAGCAGAUGAGGCUUCACUCUUCAAAGCUCAGUUCAUGGAAAGCACAGAGUUGGUGUCGCAGCUACAGAAUCAAAUCCAGUCACUGUCCGUCGAGUCUGAAAACCUCAACAAGUCUGCAGGUGAAACGCAAAGUGCCUUCAACAACCUGCAAGAGAAAUUCGCCGCCAACUUAGAGGAGUUACAGGAUGUGAGAAAGCAACUCUCCCAAAGGACGGAUGAGGUGUCCAGUCUUCGGGCGUCAUUGGAGGUCUCCAAUAACGAACACGAGACAGCAAAGACCACCGUAGAAACACUGAGAAACGAGUUGUCUGUGAUCCAUGACAAACUGGGUAAAACCGAAGUCUUGAACUCCAGUCUGUCAAAGGAAAAGGACGAGGCUUUCGCUUCCCAUCAGUCAAGCGUGUCGCUGCUGACUGUCGAAAUAGAAAGACUCAAAUCACAACACCUCCAGGUCGUGGCACAAAUGAACGCGCUGACGGAAAACCUCGAGCAGAGAGAAAUGGCCCUCCACGCGAUUAAUAGCCAGUACACAGCUCAGGCGAAACACGCAUCGCAGCUGGUUUCAGAAAUGCAGAAGCUAGAAGAGCAAAACAAAAGGCUAAACGAGGAGAUUAGCGUGUCAAAGGAAGAGCACCGGAAGCUUCAUUCUUCCGUCAGUAGUGAAAACACGCAUUUGCAAGAAGAAGUCAGGAAGCUUCUUGCAGAGAAGGAAGAGCUUCAUCUGAAGUGGGCGUCGCAGGGGGAGCUGCAGGUUCAGAUGGAGCAGCAGUCCAGCGGCAUGAAGGAAAUAAUGGAGAAAAUGGCGUCCGAGAAGCAGAGCCUUCAAGCAAAGGUUAGUGCCAAAGACGAAGAACUUUCUCAGUUAAAAGAAAGCGUUCAAAAGAUAGAACAAAUUCUGCAGGAUUCUGAGAGAGAGUGGCUGUUAGUUCUAGAUAGGGAAAAGCAGGAUAGGAAUCUACUGGCAGAACAGCUGACAAGUGUUGAGAAUGAAAUGAAGUCUAAAGAUGUUAAAGUUAAUGCUUUGAAACAGGACUUGGACAGUUUGCAGGAGAAAUUAGCCGAGGCUUCCUCCGCAAUAAGGCAUGGCUCUGAUCAACUGAGCGCUAAAGAGUUGGAGGCGUCAGCAUCCAGAAUUCAACUUGAGACGAUGUUAGCAUCUAUCCAGGAAAAGGAUAAUGAGAACCAUCAUUUGCAGCAGGCUCUGAAAGACGUGGAAGAUGAGUUACAGAAACUUUUAGCUGACAAAGAUUUGUCUGUCUUGCAACCAUCAGCGUUUGAAAGCUCCGCUGCCUUAAAUGGAGAAAAGUCCUCUUUGCAGGAAAUGGUAAAACAGUUAAAAGAAAGGCACCAGUCUGAGGUAGACGUUUUGAAAAACGAGUUGCAAAAAACACAGAAUAUAUCUAACAAAGGAGAGCGGAGCAAUGAGGAGAAGGUUCAGCAAAUUUCUCUUUUGCAAGAGACAGUAGAGCAUUUACAAACUCGGCUCGAUGCUGAAGUGGAGAAAAUGAAAGAAGCUGCUGCAAAACACUCGUCUUUACAUUUUGAAUUGCAAGCAAAAGAUGAACAAAUCAGCUGUAUGAGCAUUCAGAUAGAUCAGCAGAAGGAGCUACUUGCUGGACUCAGCCAGCAGUUAAAGGAAAAAGAUGCAUCCAUCGCCCAAGUCAUGGAGUCCGCCUCGAAUGAGAGAAUGAAACUGGGUGAGGAGAACAGUUCUCUAUUAGCACAUUUAGAGAGCAUGAAAACCGCAAUGAAGAGGCUUGAAGAAGAUAUUUCAGGCUCUCAAAGUGAAAUCGAGACCAAGAAUUCAGAGAAAGUCAAGCUGAUUAAAGAGAAAGACGACCUAAAGAGUGAGCUCGCUAAGGUUUCUAAAGAAAAAGAUGCCAUGAAGAAGAAGCUUCAAGCUGCUCUGGUUGUGAGAAAAGAUCUGCUGAAAAGAAUAGACGAAUAUGAAAACCAGAAAGAAGAGAGUAUGAACAAUAAAAGUGAGAUUUCACUUUUAGAGGAUAAGUUAAAUGAAAUAACCAAUCAAGCUCAAGCUGCAGAAAACAUGUAUGAAGAAAAUGUUUCCCUUCUUGAAAAGAAAAUUCUGGAGAAAGAUGGAGAGAUUCUCGAACAGAAAACAGAAAAAGAAAGACUUGUGGAGCAAUUACAGUCAGAAAAACAAAGACUGGAAACCACAUUAAACGAGAAGGAAGUGAGUUUGUGUGAAACAUUGCAAACACUUGGUGACAAAGACUCCAUCAUCGAGCAGCUGCAGUCCAGUGCUGCUGGGAAGGACGAAGCUUUCGAGCGAGACCGAAAUAGUUUGAUGCAGAAACUAGAAGAGCUUCAAAAUGAAAUCAAGACGUGUAAAGAUGAGUUAAAGGACAAAUCCUCCUCCAGUGCCAGCGCUGUUGAUUUGGAAAAUGAACUUGCACAGAUGAAGCUAGAAAAAGCAACGCUGCAGAAAAAGGCUCAGGCUGCUUUGCUGGCACGCAAAGAGACGAUGAAGAAGGCUCAAGAAAACGAAAAGAAAUUAAGUCAAGAACUCGCUGAGCUGAAAGACGACUACAAGGCCCUUUUGGAACAACACUGCCAGCAGACAAACGAGCUCAACGCUGUCCAGUUGAACUUCGAUGAGAAGAUCAGGGAGCUGGAAGACCUCCAUAGAACCUCUUUGUCUUAUCUGGAUGAACUGGACACUUUGAGGCAGCUUGUUGAAGAGAGAGAUAAAACUUUACAAGACUUGAAGAUGUCUUUGGCUGAGAAGGAGAGCCAGUGCCACUCUUUGUCGAGCUUGCAAACGGAGCUGGAAACUGUUAAAUCCAGAUUUGAGAGCGUUUCUCUUGAGAUGGCAACUAAAGACGAAACUCUCGUAGUCAUGGAGCAAAGAGCAGAAGCUCUGAAAUCAAAGCUACACGUGGUAGAAAAUGACUUGGAGAAAGCCGAGGCAGAAGUAAAGGAGAAAGUGACAGAAGUUGAGAGAUAUCAGGAAAACACCCAACAGGAGAAUCAAGCAUUAUUAAAUAAAAUCACGGCUUUAGAGACCCAGCUAGGCUUCUCUGAGGAGCAUAAGCAUGCCAGUGAGGACAAGUAUCAGAUCAUAAUGAAAGAAAAGGAGUCUCUUGUGGAGCAAAUUAAUCAGAUGAAAGUGGAACUUGAGGCAGCAGCUGCUUUAGUUUCGCAGAAAUGUUCAGAUGUUUUAGCCAUCCAAAAGCUGUUAGAGGAAACACAGCAGCAGCUCAGUGAGGACAAAGGGCUUCUGACUCAGGAGCUUGAAAAUGCCCAGCUGCAUUGCACUGAAACACAGAGGAAUUUGGAUUCACUGAAGCACGAAAAAGAAAACGCCUUCAAACUGAUCAAUGAACUGCGAGACGAGGUGACGACGCUGAGCAAGCAGCUGAAGGAGAAAGUAAACGAGCAGCUGCACGAGAAAAAACCUGAAAUAUGCAACACGCAGGAAGAAGGCGUCUGUUUUUCUUGCAAAUGUGCCGAAAACUUUGAAGUGAAACUGAAGGAGAGAGACGAUGCCUUGUUAGUUUCUCGGGCUCAAGUUUCAGAAAAGGAAGAACUGAUUGCUGCACUUGAACUGCAAUUACAACAGCAAACUAAAAUGCACGAAAUUGCUGUUGAAAAGAUGAAAACAGAUGCUGAUGAGCUUCAAAAAUCUCGAGACGAUGGCACCAGAGUGAGCGAUCAGGAUAACCAAAGCAAAAUCGCUCUUCUAACCAGGAAACUUCAAGCAGCUUUAGUUUCGAGGAAAGAACUCUUGAAAGAAAAGGCUGCGUUCAAAGACGAAGUAGAAAAGCAGUCGGCGAGAUGUGAAGCGAAAGAAGCCGAGUAUUUAGCUCUGGAAUCGUCAGCGUUGAAACUGAAACAACAAAAUACGGACCUGGAAAGCUCCGUGUCAUCCAUCGGCAAAGAGAAAGACAAACUCAGCGCUGAAGUCGAUCGCAUCCUUAAUGAUAAUCGCAGUCUGUCUGCAGCCUGUGAAAGUUUGAAACUCACCAUAGAGAACAUCACUCAGCAGAAACAAGCGUUUUCCUGCCAGCUUGAAUCUCUUAAAGACUCUCAAACGGAGGAGCUGUCCAAGUGGAAGUCAAAGCACGCAGAGCUGAAACAAGAGUACGAGUCUCUCUUACAAGCUUAUGAAAACGUCAGCAGUGAAAUGGAUAAGAUGAGGCAGCUUUUGGAGGGGGCUAAAAGAGAGAGGCAGGAGGCCCUCCGGAAAAUACACAAACACGAGACUGAGAUGGAGAAUCUGGAGAAACAAGCCCGAGAGAUGGAGGAGGAAAAUGAAAGAAUUAAAGAGAGGAUGCAGAAAUAUGCCAAAGAGAAACGGCUGAAGAUCGAAACGCUGGAGGAAGAGAAUCUGAAAAUUAAGAAAGAACUGACUGAGGUGGAUGGAAACCACAAAACGGCAAUGUGUGAGCUCAGUGAUAAUAACCAGCAACUGGAAGCUGAGAUUUGCCAACUGAACGAGUCUUUAGAGGAUCUCAGAGGGAAACUUACUGAGGCGCAGGCUGAAAAUAGCCAACUGGCAGCAAAGCUUGAAGAGGCUAGCUGUUCACUGGAGAGGAGGAACUUGGAUUCAAAUACGUACACAAACAACAUGCAGCUUAAACUCGAUGAAGCACUCGGUUUGAAUAAUUCCCUCACCGCCCAGAUUGAGGCCCAGAAAACAGAGCUUGGUGCUCAGUUGGAAAUCAACAAAUUGUUACAAAAGGAGAAGCAAAAUCUGUCAGAGAGAAUCGAGAAGAUACAGAAUGAUCACGAGUUGCAGUUGGGGAAGAAAGAUGACGCCAUUAAAGAGCUCAAAGACGUUAUUAACAGAAACAGCCAGGACACUAUUAGCCUGAACGAGAAGGUGAGAAUCUUAGAGGACGACAAAUCUCUUCUGCAGGAGGAGCUCGAAAAUGCUCAAGAGAUCUCAGACAAAGUCAAAAAUGAAAAUGAAUAUUUGGAAACUGUGAUCAUCAAGAACUCUGAAAGAAUCGAUGAACUGACCGAGUCCAUAAAUGGUUUGCAAUCUCAAAACGCACAACUGACCUCUCAGCUCGCAGCAAGUAAAGAGAUGAGUGAUCGAGUUCGCCAAGAAAAAGAACAGGAGCAGCUCAAGUUGGUCAGAGAGCUGGAGGAGAAACUGAAGACAGUUCAGAGAGGCAGCGAAGGCUCCAAGAAUGUGAGAAAAGAGCUGCAAGAGCUGCUCAAAGAAAAGCACCAGGAGAUAAAUCAGCUGCAGCAAAACUGCAUCAGAUACCAGGAGCUGAUUUUAGAUUUAGAGAGCUCUUUGAAGAGCUCGCAUUCAGCCUGCGAGCACUUGGAGAAAGAUCUGAAGAAAAGUGCAGAGAAAACAUCAGUUUUAGAGGAGAGGAGUAAACAAGUCGAAGCUGAGGUCAUUGCGCAGAAGAGUCUCCUCCAGGAGGCCGAAGAAAAGAUUCAGAGUGUUAGGUCUGAAAGAGACCAGCUGGCUCUUCAGAUAUCACAGCAAAAUAAACAGGCCGUGGAGAAAACACCACCAAACGUAGAGGAAGCACAAAUAAACUCUUACAUGGAGAGUCAGUUUGUGUUGCAGCAACAGAUAGAUGACCUCAAGGAUUUAAAAGACAGAGAAACACAAAGAGCUGAUGAACUGAGGCAGCAGCUUGACUCUCAAGACCUGCAGAUAAAUACUCUGAAGAGAGCAGCCGAGUCUAACGAAGCAAAGCUGUCUGCUCUGUGUUCCACUCCACAUGGGGCCGAUGCUACCAAACUGUGGAACGAUUUGUACCAAAAGACCUUACAUGAGAAGGAUAGCCAGCUCCUCGAGCAAGGUUUCAUGAUCAAAAGAUUCCUGGAGGACAUGAGAUUGAAAGAUAAAGAGGUGAACGAAGUACGAGUGACCAAGUCGAGACUGGAAAGGACGCUGAAUGAAUAUUCUGUUGCUGCUGCUGCACAGCAAAGGCAGCUGUUUGUCAUGAGCGCAAGCAAUGCAGAGCUCAGCGAGACCGCAGAGCUCAUGACGGUGCAGGUGAAGGAACUCAGCGCUCAGGUGGAGAGAAUAGAACAAGAUAAAAACACGCUGAGCCGACAGCUCGCCGACAAAGAAGACACGAUUUCCCAAAUGCAGCUUCAUCUCCAGCAAAUAGAGAAGAUCAGUGCUGACACGGAUGCUCAGCUUCUCCUUCUGCAGUCGCAGAACGACAAAACUCAAGCUGACUUUGAGAAGCAGGAGGGAAUUUCUCUGCAGCUCAAAACACUCCUUCAGAGCAAAGACGCCGAGAUCUCAUCUUUGCUGUCCUGCAGGGACGGACAGAUGUCAGGAUACCUGGAGCAGCUCCAGGCUAACUAUCGCACCCAGGUGUCCGUUUAUGAGGACAGGUUAACAUCUGUACGCUACCAAAGGGAAAAGGCUGACAAAGAGCUGAGAGGGCUCGAGACUAAAGUUAAAAGUCUGCAAAUUCAAGCAAACAGAUCUGUCCAGGAAAAGGAGCAGAUGGCAGCUAAGAUGGAGUCAUUCAAGAACUCCAUGGUGUCUUUACAAAGCGAACGGGAGCGACUGAUGUCAGAAUACAGAAUACUGGAAGCAAAGAGCCAGUUGGGCUUAAAGGGGAAAGAGGGCUCCGCUGACGGGGAAGGCGGUGCAGCCAGAGGCCUUAAACACGAAAUAAGGAAGCUGCUACAUCAAAUGGAUGAUCUCAACUCAGAGAACGCGAUGCUCAGGGCUCAGCUGGUUCGCUACAGAGAGGAUUUAAAUCAGGUUUUAUCCCUCAAGGACAACCAGUUGAAGGUGCUGCUGAAGAAGCAGCAGGAUGUCAUUAAAAACCUCGAAACCCAAAAGGCUGCAGCUGGGAAGCAGCACAGAGAGGCUCGGCUGGAGCUGCAAAAGGAAGAAGAGGCCAGCAGCACAUUAAAGGCGGAGAACUCUAAACUCAAAGCUCAGAUUUCAAAUCUGGAAGCUGAAAUAUCGACUCAGAAGAAGGAAAGAGCUUCAACAAAUGAGGGCAGAGUGAUCACAGACUUGCAGGAAGCCGUGGCGGCCAAAGCAGCCGAAUGCAACGACCUGCAGCAGAAGCUCCUUUCUCUGAAAAUGUCAGCUGAUGAGCUCAAGGACAAAAUGCAGCUGCUGGAAAAUGAAACGGACAAGAAGCUAGCGGAGGCCGAGGACAAAUACAACGGUGAGCUGGACGCCUUUGAGCGUGAGGUGGAGCUGAUGAGGAACGAGCGAGAGACGGCGGAUCAGAGGGUGGCAGAACUCGCCAAAGAAAUACUGGAGAUGGAGCAACGGUUAUCAGAGGCUCAAUCGCAGAACAAAGACUUGAAGGCUCAGAAUGAAUCCCUGUGCAAAGCCAUGGCCGCCCUGCAGAACGACCGAGACCAGCUCAUCGAGGACUUCAAGAUCCUCAGGAACAGAUACGACGAAGAGCUCAGAGAGACUCAGGCAGCCUUGAACAAGAUGGAGCGCAGCCUGCAGGACUCCACCUCGGACUUGGCCAUGUUUGCCAAAGAGAGGGACAUCCUUGUUCAUAAGCUGAAAGCUGUAGAGAGCAAAGACGUAAACAUUGAGCUGAACAAGCUGCUGGAUGAGCUGUCGAAGGCCUUGUCAGAGAAGGAAAAAGAACUGAAACAGGUCAGUCUGGAAAAUAGCACGUACAGCAGGCAGCUGUCGGCGUUCUCCAAAUCCAUGGCCAGCCUGCAAAACGACCGCGACAGGCUGAUGGACGAGCUGGUCGGAGCCAAAAGGGUGUUUGAGUCCAGGCUGGGGUCGAGCCCCGAGGCUGCCGUUGGCGCAAAUGUGGAAAACUCAAAAGGAAGUGACGUCCAGAAUGAGAAGGACGGUUUGGUGACGAAGCAGAAGAUGGACGGACUACAGCAAACGGUUCACACAGAAGGCAGCAGCUACCAGGAAGAAACAGCACAUCUGAGGUCUGACACUGAGAAGAAAGAGCCACUGCCAGUCAAGCAGGAAACAGUUGCUCUGGCAGGUCAGAGUGGACUGGAGGACUUGGUGGGUCGGCUGGAGGCAGAGAGGCUGCAGCUUCACAGGAAUCUGCAGCGCUGCAUGUAUGAGAUCCAACAACGAGACCAGUACUUCCAACAACUCAAUGCCAAGCUGCAGCAGUCAGUGGAGGAGAAAGGGGCUGUUGCAGCUCAGCUGAGGGCCGUUUCUCAAACCCUGAGGGACACCCAGAACCGCUGCCACUGGCUGGAAACCCAGGUCCAGAGCCAGGCACAGCAGGGUUUGGUAAACGCUGAGGUUGCUCCAGGAGCCCCACAGGAGAAGAGCAACGACUCCAUGGUGACCGAAACUGCUGAAGCCAGUCAGCUCAGAGAAAGGCUGCUGGAGGUGGAGCUCAGUCUGGCUGAUGAGAGGUCCAGGAGGGAGGUUGCUGAGGAGGCUCUGCGUCUCGCUGAGGACCGAGCAAAGAGUGUUGCCUCCAGUUUGUCUAGAGAUGGUCAGAGGGACUUCAGUAUCGAGAUGGAAACAGAGGAGGAGUGGGAAGCUCUCAGUCUCAACCCGAAUCAGCCUCUGAUAACACGAAAGGUGAAAGGUGGGAUGGUGGCGUGUCGGCGGUGGCUCAGAGGCAGAAGCCUUUACUUCUCCAGGCUGCUGACGAGUCGCGCUCGCUCUCGAUAUUUCUUCCUGGCUUACCUGCUCACGAUCCACAUCCUCGUCCUCAUGUGCCUCACCGGUGCCCUGUAGCAGCGUCGCUCUGGGAAACAACACAGACAGGCCCACGAUUAAAACUGACAGCUGAAAGACAGUUUGUUUUCAGCGAGUACAGCAUUUUUAUAUGCUAGCAUGCAUGGUAACACACUACAACGACACACGUACAGUACUUUAAGAUGUUGAGUCUUAGCUAACCUGGUUAUUCUUGCCCAGUAAAUCAAUAGUAUUUUCAUCUUAAAGUUAUCUGCACAUGUUCUGCAAUGUGAGACAAUAUAACAUUUAUCAGUUCAUUUCCUGGUGUCGUUGUUGACAACAUGGAAAGUUAAAGAUGUCAGCUUUUAGAAGCCACUUCUGUUUCAUGAACUCUUGGCUUUAAUGGAAUUUUGUCAAGCAUCUCCAACCUAGAUUCAGGUUUUGUUCGAGGAGCUUAAAUGACAUGUUCUUUUGUUUUCUGAAAUCUUGUAGGUACACCCAGCCUUAAAGCAUGACUCUGCCCUUCUUUCAAGGUGCAUUCCUUGAUUACUUCACCUUGUUGCCAACAGUUUUUUGUUUUAAAAUCCACAUUAGAAAGGAGAAUAGAAAGCCCGAAGCAGGAGUUGACUGAAGCCCGAAGACAACCUAAAUUCAAAACAGCCUAAGAAGGUGCAGAAAGCCAUAUCCAUUCUUGGUUAUUGUUACCGUCUGAAUCUUGUUUUAAAUCUCCUCUCCUUGUCGGUGACACACCCGAAACCCAAACGUCGACACCAGCUGCUGCUUCUCUUGCCUGCCUGACGUCAUAAGUUGCACAUAAUCGUAAUGCUGAGUUUAAACUAUGCACUGAAACUCCAAAUGUGUAUAUACUCAUCUCGAAGCACUACACCUCUCCCUCCCUGUUCCCUUUAAACCCUAAAGCCAAAGGUGUCUGUAUUUUUGGCAGUUUGAGAGAGUACCCAUGCCCCCUCAAAGUUACUGGGAGACAGUGGGUUAAAAAAAUAUCCUUAAUUUAACUUCGGUAUCUUGGUGUGCCAUUGAAAACGUGCUGCGGUUAACGCUGCAGAUAUGAAAGUACAUACUGUUUGUAUUUAAGAGUUUCCUGUAUUUAUGUGCAUCCACAGAAGGUACGCUGUACAGUAUCUGUUAUGUAUGUAUAUAUGCAUUUCUAUCCUCUCUGCCUGACUGUACAUUUGUUCUUCGUUGUUUUGAAAACAGAGUCGAUUAGAUGAAAUAAGAUCAACGAACCAGACAGGAAUGAGGCUAAAAAUGCCUCCUGUCUUCUUCAUUGAUCCAGUUGCUGAUUGCUGUUAUGAUGUGUACAUAAAAGUGUGAUCCAUAGACGGAACAAUGAACCGAAUCUAUUUAUGAGAAGAAGAAAAAAAAAAACAAAGGUUAACUACUGAAAAAUGUUCAGAUGGCAUAUUUUCUCUACUGCCUCUAUUUUUAAGAGUUAGCGAUGCAGUCGGCCUUUUGACGACACGAGGCUGAACUCGGUGCAAUACUGUGUCAGAGGUGAACUUUUUCAGAUCACCCUUCACCAUCUCGAACGAAGUUUAAUAAAGCUUCUUGAAGAUUUCUUCACUCUA